Molecule: messenger RNA, 1484 nt
Organism: Menidia menidia (Atlantic silverside)
Lineage: Eukaryota; Metazoa; Chordata; Actinopteri; Atheriniformes; Atherinopsidae
Source: the annotation of a GenBank genome assembly
AGAGAAAUACACCGACCUGGCCACCUUUGACAGCAUGGAUGACCUCAGCAGGCUGAAAGCUGAUUUCUCUUAUUCCUGGGCCUGGUUCGGACUCUGGGAUGACCCUGAAAACUGGAAAACCUCCAUGGGCAAUGACACCAACUCUUGGAGGUGGUCAGCAACAGGAGAAACCAGCAGAACCGGGUACCAGACAACCUGGUUCAGUGGACAACCAAAUUAUGCCUAUCAAAAUAAAGCAUGUGUAGAGAUGAGUUAUACUGGAAGAUGGGAUGAUGUGAGCUGUGAAGGGACCAAAGGAUUUGUCUGCUACAACGUUUCAGAGAACAACAAGAAAAACUAUUUCCACAUCCCAACCAGCAAAACAUGGCAGUCUGCUCAGCAGCACUGCAGGGAACACUUCACCGACUUGGCCAUGAUUGAGAAUGAGGCAGAAAACACUGAGGCCUUCACUGCAACACUGGGCACUGGUUGGUAUUGGAUCGGUCUGUACAGGAACCCCUGGACUUGGUCUGACCGGAGCCAAAGCUCCUUCAGGAACAGGCAUCCCAGUUUCAAGUUAUCUAAUGGUCAACACUGUUUUGCUGAAAAUACAGACCAUGAGUGGGUUCCCAAUUCUUGUGGAGCUAAGCUUCCCUUCAUCUGCCAUCAAGGACUUCCCCUCAGCUACUGCUCACAGCCCCCCCCUCGUCAGUACCACUAUGUUCCCACAGAAAUGAACUGGACCGAAGCCCGACAGUUCUGCAGAGAGAAAUACACCGACCUGGCCACCUUUGACAGCAUGGAAGACCUCAGCAGGCUGAAAGCUGAUUUCUCUUAUUCCCGGGCCUGGAUCGGACUCUGGGAUGACCCUGAAAACUGGAAAACCUCCAUGGGUAAUGACACCAACUCUUGGAGGUGGUCAGCAACAGGAGAAACCAGCAGAACCGGGUACCAGAACUGGCACCCUGGAGAACCAAAUGAUGGCAAUUCAAAGGAAACAUGUGUAAUCAUGCUUAAUGAUGGACUAUGGGCUAAUCUGCUCUGUGUAUGGACCAGAGGAUUCAUCUGCUACAACGAGAACAACAAGAAAAACUAUUUCCACAUCCCAACCAAGAAAAAAUGGCAGUCUGCUCAGCAGCACUGCAGGGAGAACUUCACCGACUUGGCCAUGAUUGAGAAUGAGGCAGAAAACACUGAGGCCAUCAAUGCAACACCGGGCACUGGUUGGUAUUGGAUCGGUCUGUACAGGAACCCCUGGCAUUGGUCUGACCGGAGCCAAAGCUCCUUCAGGAACUGGCACCCCACCUACAAGGAUCACUACUAUUAUGGUCAACGACACUGUGUUAUAGAAAGUACAGACCACGAGUGGAUUCCACAUGAUUGUGGAAAUAAGUUGCCCUUCAUCUGCCAUCAAGGUGACUACUGAUAAGUAAAAAAAGGCUUUAAGAACAUGAGCCUUUUCUCUGACCUGAUUUCUGUUCAGUUUUAAGGCGGAACACCGUUUU